UUCAUUGAAUCUUAAAAUACUCUUUCCAGCCCAAUAAAGAAUGUUUUAGUGUUCGUUCCAUUCGCUGCAUAUGCAACCCAAAAAGCUGCACUAUCUUCUCUCCGUAUAUAUAUCACCUUCCAAUAAAAAUCCGUUCAAUUCGUCAUUGCCCUGUUCAUUUUUGCCGCUCAAGCUCUGCGAUUCCUCUCUUCCCGGCUUCAUCGUUUAAGCUUGCAGGCAUGAAUAGUGUUGGGAGGAGGGGAAUCCGUUACUUGCACAAACUGAAUGCUGCAAAUGUUCCAAGUGAAUUGAUAGAAAAUGGUCAAAAUCGUGUUAUAGAAGCUUCCCUUACCCUUAUUCGCGAGAGGGCGAAGCUUAAGGGAGAGCUUAUUCGGGCUAUGGGUGGAGCAGUAGCAUCGGCAUCUCUUCUUGGAGUUCCUUUAGGACAUAAUUCGUCGUUUCUGCAAGGGCCAGCAUUUGCUCCUCCUCGCAUAAGGGAGGCAAUCUGGUGUGGCAGCACAAACUCUACAACUGAAGAAGGGAAAGAAUUAAAUGAUCCCCGGAUCUUAACUGAUGUUGGUGAUGUUCCUAUCCAAGAGAUACGAGAUUGUGGUGUGGACGAUGACAGAUUGAUGAACACUGUCUCUGAAUCUGUCAAGCUUGUGAUGGAACAAGAUCCAUUGCGCCCAUUGGUUUUAGGAGGCGACCACUCAAUAUCUUUUCCAGUUGUGAGAGCCGUGUCUGAGAAGCUUGGAGGACCAUUGGAUAUUCUGCACCUUGAUGCACAUCCUGAUAUUUAUCAUUCCUUUGAAGGAAACAAAUAUUCCCAUGCAUCGUCAUUUGCCCGGAUUAUGGAGGGUGGUUAUGCUCGGCGGCUUUUACAAGUCGGUAUUAGAUCAAUCACAAGUGAAGGUCGUGAGCAAGGGAAAAAAUUUGGCGUAGAGCAAUAUGAAAUGCGAACGUUUUCAAGAGAUCGCCAGAUAUUGGAGAAUCUGAAACUUGGGGAAGGUGUGAAGGGGGUGUAUAUCUCAGUGGAUGUGGACUGUCUUGAUCCUGCAUUUGCUCCAGGGGUAUCUCACAUCGAACCGGGAGGUCUCUCUUUCCGCGACGUUCUCAACAUACUCCACAACCUUCAAGCGGAUGUUGUUGCUGCAGAUGUGGUAGAGUUCAAUCCACAACGCGACACCGUUGAUGGGAUGACUGCUAUGGUUGCAGCAAAGCUGGUAAGAGAACUCACUGCCAAGAUUUCGAAAUGAAGUUGAAACUGUAUCCGAAUGUUAAAAGUCUUCCUGGCACGGAAAUUGGUUUACAAGGGACUCUGUGGCACCUGUUCCAGAAAAUAAAAAGGGACUCUCUAGCAUAUCAAUGCUGCUGUGAAGAACUACGGUGCAUGUUUACCAUUUAGAGUUCUUCUUGCUGUAACUUAGAAUGGGGAUACUUCGUAGUAUCCUCGGACAAUUGAAACUAAAGUAACCAAAUUCAAUAAUUUUCUUUUUUUUCUUCAUUUGGGGGUUUGGAGGAUCAUUUAUCACAAUGAGCCUUUCUUCUUUUGAUUAAAAUAAAAGUCGGGUUUUAUUUGCGUC
Rhododendron vialii is the source of this 1562-nucleotide messenger RNA. RefSeq names its product arginase 1, mitochondrial. The transcript is spliced from 7 exons. Bases 219 to 1235 code for a protein of 338 amino acids. Lineage: Eukaryota; Viridiplantae; Streptophyta; Magnoliopsida; Ericales; Ericaceae. The record is from RefSeq and is a predicted model, not a curated record. Gene Ontology annotation, molecular function: agmatinase activity; metal ion binding.